AUGUCGGGUAGUCCUCCCGGUCCCGCCAAUGUCGCACAGGCUGGAAUCCCGCCCUUAGACGCAGCUGCAAACACAAGUCCCACAUCUCCACCUCCCGCAGGCCACGCUCGUGGCGCAAUUCCUAAUGCCGGACCAUCGGACACUCCGAUUCUAGACUCCGUUAGCUCCCAGCUAAAAGCCAAGAUUUACCCGACGUCUAGACCGUCCAAGAUCCGUGGCCAUCUUGGAGCUCGAAGAAAGCCCACAGCUCACAGGACAAGCUAUUCCUGGAAAGUCUCAGAGCGAAGCGCAUACCAUGAAUAUGUCCACAAUCUUGUCCUUGCCGGGUGGGAUAACCUCAAAAGGUUGGACGAUUAUAUGGAAAAUGAUAUCCAAGACACCAAUCUAGCCGUCUCAGUCAUCGACAUCAAAUCCAACCACGAAGUAGAAAGAGUUCAAGAUUUGCAUUCAAUCGCAGAAGCCGACAGUUUCCUUCAAGAGCAGGUUAGAGGAAAUGCCAGGGUCCGAAUGUAUCUCGUUGAACAUGGGGGGUCUAUCCAAAGCAGCAUGAUCGAUUGCUUGGGCCAGCAUCUCCAAAUGGAUCCAAGGUUUUUUGCCUCCAACCUAUUCGGUCCCUACAUGGUCAUCGCACCGGCAGACAGGCAUAGGGCUCCAUUUUCAGGCUUAGGAUUUACCGUCCUCAGGCCCACUCGCUCGCGAACUACAGAAACAAAGUUCUUUCGAGUUUCCAUAUAUGUCAAACCAGAUAUCAACGGUGCUGGAUGGUGCGGCGUAAUUCUGUUCAAUUCGCAUGCCAAAUUACAACUGUCCCCGCGAACCCUCUGUGCUCCCCCCCCCUUCGGCCACCCAAUACCAGGUCUCUCCUCCCAAUCCAUCCCUACAAUUUCCAAAGUGUCUCAAUACAACCAACCGCGAUCUCUCCGUGAACUUUACAUAGAUGCCCUUAAACUCUCAGACUUAACCGAGGCCGCAUCCUCCCCUUUCUACGCCUUUUGCCCGCUCCUAAAACUCAAUUUCCACUGUUGGAACGAAGUAAUCAACACAAUUCGUACUGAAGACCGUCGUCUCUCCGACAUCUCAGAGGCUUCUCUCGGUCAUGUCGAAGAAAUCCAGCAUACACUAGCCAUGAUCGAGCGCUACGGCACAUCGGGUUGGCAAGACCUUUCUUCGACAUCAAAAGAACCUCCAUCGCAAAAGGUACAAAACACUCAAGCAGAAUUAAUCGAAGAUUUCAAGCAUCUACUCAACCAAACCGAUUUGCUAUGGGAAGAACGUCGAAAUAUGGCUUCAAUCCGGGACCGUCAACGACAAUCCAGGUGGAGCACCCUCACAAACAGCUUUACCUUCAUCUUCGUCCCCAUAUCCCUGAUAUCUAGCAUCUACGGCAUGAACGUCAGCGAAAUCAGCGGAACAGACGAAAAUCCCAAUAUCUGGCAAUUCUUCGCCGCAUGUAUUGGACUAAAUAUCGUGAUCCUACUAUUGAUGGCUGCAAGCCACUGGGUCGGGGAGAUGCGCAAGUACAGAAGGCUGGUCGGGGUAAAAGAGGUGUGGGCCUUCGCAACAAACAUGGACGGGCGCUAA
Orbilia oligospora ATCC 24927 is the source of this 1581-nucleotide messenger RNA. RefSeq lists its product as uncharacterized. Gene Ontology annotation, molecular function: metal ion transmembrane transporter activity. The transcript has a single exon. The record is from RefSeq and is a predicted model, not a curated record. Bases 1 to 1581 code for a protein of 526 amino acids. Gene Ontology annotation, biological process: transmembrane transport; metal ion transport. Gene Ontology annotation, cellular component: membrane. Lineage: Eukaryota; Fungi; Ascomycota; Orbiliomycetes; Orbiliales; Orbiliaceae.